AUGCGACCCAAAUUCACUCCAAACUCACGUGUAAAUGUGACACCAUUUUCUCCCAGCAAAACCAUAUUCAUCCAACGGUCCAAAUUCCGCCACGUUUCAUCCCUAAUUCCAUCCACACCGUACAUGACGGAUGCCUGGGUCACCAACUCCGAUAACAAACAAAAGCACGUCCACCGUCCGAUAACCAGUUGCCGUACAAUCCACGGCCCAAAAACUGCCCGACAUUAUCACGGGCAGAUCUCAUCGUCUUUAAGAAGGAUAAAUUUUCUCCGGCGGUCAUCGGAGUUUUUGUUAGAUUCCGGUGAAUUACGUCUUCAAUUUCAUGUUUUCUCUUUCAUCCGAUCGAUUUUUCCGGAGAUUUGCCGGAGUUCAACCACGCCGCUGCAAUUCAUGGCCGCCGUUUUAGCUAGCGGGAAUGAAUCGAGCUGGGGCCAAUCUAGUGCUGUUGGAUUAAUGGCGAAACUCCCUUACUCCAAUCCUCACUUAAAAAACCCGAAACCUAACCCUAACCCUAAGAAUAAACACAAAUUCAACACAGCUAACGGCCAACACGCCGACGAUUCUACGGUCGUUACUCAGACCACCUCUGAUGAUGCCUAUUCGUUCAACCAGAGAUCGGUUGAGGGUACUAGCCGGAAUGGUUUCAAUCACGGUGGAUACAUUAGCUUCAACUUAGCUUCGUGUUCGAACAGCGAGUUGAGCGAACUCAAGCAGCGUUUGGUGGCGGAGUUGGAACGGAUCCGAAACUUGAAUAAUCAAAUCGAUUCCGGACAACUCCAACCCAGAUCUCAUGGUAAAAUAAAGAAAUUAUCUGGAAGCAAGCGACCGUUUCCUUGUGGUUCUAAAAAAGAUUUGAAGGGAUUGUGCCAAACAUCGGAAUUUGAGAAUGGUCAUAUGAGUGGAAAUGGGAAAGAGGGUUUGAUGAAGAUGUGUAGGCAAGUGUUGACGAAGUUGAUGAAGCACAAAUUUGGUUGGGUUUUUAAUAAACCGGUGGAUGCUGUGGCCUUGGGGCUUCAUGAUUACCAUCGGAUAAUUAAGCAGCCGAUGGAUCUUGGCACAGUGAAAGGGAAUUUGGCGAAAGGUUUGUUUGUUUCGCCUGUUGAUUUUGCUGCUGAUGUGAGAUUGACAUUUAAUAAUGCCUUGUUGUAUAAUCCGAAGACCGAUGAAGUUAACGGCAUGGCCGAGCAGCUACUUGGUAUAUUCGAGGAUAUGUUUAGACCCAUACAAGAGAAGAUUGGUGGUGAUCGGAAAGAAGAGGAUCGUGGCUUUGUUGGUGAUGAGUUGCAAGGUAGUUCUUGGAGUCAAAUUCCAACCCCAGAAAGAGUAAAGAAAUCGGAAACGAGCCCCAAACCCCCAAUUUCAAAUAAAAAAGACCAAAUGCAAAGUGGGUCAAGUGCCUCAAACCCGUCAAAUUCUCCAUUGAACCCAGCUCCGGUGCAAUCACCCGUGCCCUCUCCAUCCUCCAUGCCAGCGCCUCCUGGGAAACCGGUGGCUGUGAGAGGAUCUUCCACAAAGCAGCCGAAGCCAAAGGCUAAGGAUCCCAAUAAGAGAGAGAUGAGUAUGGAGGAGAAGCAAAAGCUUGGAAUUGGGUUGCAGAGUUUGCCUCAAGAAAAGAUGCCUCAAUUGGUGCAGAUUAUAGGGAAGAGGAAUGAGCAUUUGGCUCAAGAGGGUGAUGAAAUUGAGCUUGACAUUGAGGCUCUUGAUACAGAGACCCUUUGGGAGCUUGAUCGGUUUGUGACUAAUUGGAAGAAGAUGGCGAGCAAGACAAAGAGGCAAGCACUAAUGUCAAACAAUUCAGCUGGAGCGGGAACCAUAACCACAACUUCUGCUGAAGCUGAUAGGGGUCCUAUGAGAGAGAGAACUGAUUUGACAAAGAAGCCAAAGAAAGGAGAAGCUGGGGAUGAAGAUGUGGACAUUGACGACGAUAUGCCUGCAACCAACUUCCCAUCGGUGGAGAUUGAGAAGGAUGAAGGUGGUUAUGAUCAAAAUCAUGGUCAUGCUAAUAGUAGUUCUAGCGGUUCCAGUGGCUCAAGCAGUGACUCAUCCUCUUCAAGUGAUUCUGGUUCAGGGAGUUCUUCUGGGAGCGAUUCAGAUGCUGAUGAUGCACAGUCUUGA
Molecule: messenger RNA, 2115 nt
Organism: Ilex paraguariensis (yerba mate)
Lineage: Eukaryota; Viridiplantae; Streptophyta; Magnoliopsida; Aquifoliales; Aquifoliaceae
Source: the annotation of a GenBank genome assembly